CUGUUCUUAAACUAUCUAAGAAAAAAAAAGGCAAAAAAGUAUUUUGUAAGAAAAGAAAACUAAAUAUAUAACCUAAUUAAUUGGAAUUGGUGUUCAAUUAAUUUUCAACCAUGUCAUCUUCUUCUUCUUCGAUUCUUGUAAUCCAAAUUCCAACAGCAACAACGGUUUCUGCUGUGAAGCAGAUGGCACUUUUCAAACCUCUCAAUCUGAAUUUUCAGAAAGGCAGAGGCAUCCAACGGCAGUUGAAUCACCGCGCUCACCGCCACAGCUCUGUUAAGCCAUUGCGGUUACGGUGCUCAACUCCUUCCAGUGGUGGGAACCUCCUCCAUGACGAUGCUAUUGUUCUCCAUGUUCGGGGAAUGAUGUGCGAGGGAUGUGCUUCUAGCGUCAAGAAAAUUCUAGAAACUCAACCAGAAGUGUUAUCUGCUACUGUGAAUUUAGCAUCAGAGACAGCACUAGUUUCACCUUUAUUAUCUGAAGAAAAACAUCCACCAAAUUGGCAAAAGAAGUUAGGAGAAACACUUGCGCACCAUUUAACUACAUGUGGUUUUACUACUACCCUUAGAGGUCAGGAAGAUAGUGACUAAUGAGUGGUCAUCUAAAGUCUAAGGUUUAAGGUGAUUCUCUGAGGCCAAUUAUGGUGAUUAUUCGACCUGCGUGCUGUAGAAUUUACUGAUGUUCAAUCUUAAAUUAGUCUUCCCUAGUUAUCAAGAAAUUUGUGGACUCAUGUAUGUGAAAAUGGUUGGGUUUUGUGUGUGUAUAUAAUAACACAUGACUUCUUUUGGACCAAAUUAGUUCUCCUCUUCUAUAAUAUCAACAUUGCUUA
Molecule: messenger RNA, 826 nt
Organism: Lathyrus oleraceus (garden pea)
Lineage: Eukaryota; Viridiplantae; Streptophyta; Magnoliopsida; Fabales; Fabaceae
Product: copper-transporting ATPase PAA1, chloroplastic
Exons: 5
Coding region: 111-587 (158 amino acids)
Molecular function (GO): metal ion binding
Source: RefSeq, a predicted model, not a curated record